AAGCAUCUCAAAAAGACACGAACACUCUUUGACCGACCCCAAGUAGAGGCCUUCCUCCUCGCCUUCGGCGACAACGACUACCCGCUCCCCGAAACCGUGCGCGUGCUCGACGAAAUCGUAACCGACUACAUCAUCGAAUCCUGCCACGAAGCCGCAGCCGUCGCUCACCACGCUAGGCGCGCGAAGAUCAAGCUCGAUGACUUCAAAUUCAUGCUAAGGCGCGAUACAGGGAAGCUGGGCAGAGUGAGCGAAAUGCUGGAGACAGACAAGGAGCUGAAGCGCAAGAGGAAGGCGUUUGAUACAGAUGAGGGCGCGGUGCUGCAGAAGGGGGAUGCGAAGGAGGAUGAGGAG
This is a messenger RNA of Didymella exigua CBS 183.55, 351 nucleotides long. Its product is annotated as transcription initiation factor IID, 18 kDa subunit. The annotation marks the transcript as partial. Gene Ontology annotation, cellular component: transcription factor TFIID complex. The transcript has a single exon. Lineage: Eukaryota; Fungi; Ascomycota; Dothideomycetes; Pleosporales; Didymellaceae. The record is from RefSeq and is a predicted model, not a curated record. Gene Ontology annotation, biological process: transcription by RNA polymerase II; RNA polymerase II preinitiation complex assembly. Gene Ontology annotation, molecular function: protein heterodimerization activity.